This is a messenger RNA of Peronospora matthiolae, 426 nucleotides long. The record is from the annotation of a GenBank genome assembly. Lineage: Eukaryota; Oomycota; Peronosporomycetes; Peronosporales; Peronosporaceae.
AUGCGUCCUUGGAUUCUCGUGUCCGCGGCAGUUGUCUGCCUUUCGGCAUCUGGAAAUGCAGUGUAUGCAGCUUUAGGCGCUGGGAAGCCGAAGACGUCUGACGUGGCCUCACCUGUGAUUGCCGACCGCAAUCUUGGUACUGCGGGUGAUGCAGCUGAGCACCGACGGCUCAUUUCGUUCCCGUGGAGUGAUGACAAGGACGAAGAAAGCUCCGACUUCUCGGCCGGUUCCGGCAAUCCAAAAUUAUAUUGGAGGAUGCACACUCUGCUGUACGACGAUUUGUUUUACGUGGUACAUCGAACUCAGAAGCAAGCUGAGGCUUAUAUAAAAGCAGAUGAUCGUCGUUCCUUUCACGAAGGCUACCUCGUAUAUGUCAAGACGAAGUGCAAAGAACUUGUUAACAAGGGUCGGCAAGCUUGUGCGUAG